Molecule: messenger RNA, 186 nt
Organism: Darwinula stevensoni
Lineage: Eukaryota; Metazoa; Arthropoda; Ostracoda; Podocopida; Darwinulidae
Source: the annotation of a GenBank genome assembly
AUGAAGGGGAAAAGAACACCCCAAGUAUUGAACAAGCUGCUAGAUAUGGGAACAGAAACAGUGAAUGAAUUUAUCAUGAUUGCUAAGAAGAUAGAGGAAACAGAGCCUGGGUGCAUUGGGAAGAAGCUAUAUCAUCUACGUGUCUUGGCGAGCCCAUACAUCACAGCACAGGACUUCCUGGUAUGA